CAGUACAUCGCGGAAGCUCGCACCGCCCGCUCGACUCCGAGCUUGCAGUCGCUCGGUGCGCCUCUCACUAGCUUUUCUGUCUCACGCACACACUCUCCGUCUCUAUCUCUUCGUCUCUGACAGCUCGCUCACUCCCAACCACGAUCGCAAGCGCCUUCGACGAGUCGUCCUGGCAGUGCAGUGCUCGUGCAAGACAUCGUCAGUUACAUUGUAGCUCUGACUCCGAGAGAGAGAGAGAGAGAGAGAGAGAGAGAGAGAGAGAGAGAGAGAGAGAGAGAGAGCUGGUGCGAAGGAGUGCUCCUAGCGUGUGUGCGUAGCAGCUCACUGCGCGCGCGCGCAGGACUACAUUCACGUGCUCGAACGGCGAGUGUUACAACACGCGAGACUUGCCAGAGUCGUGUGUUUACUGCUUCUGCGUUCCCGAACGUUACACUUGUAUUCUUUGACUGAUUGUCCUCGUCGCAGCAUCCCCAUGACGAAGGCCCGAUACAAAGGCAGUCCCUGAACGGAGUGUUGCCUGUCUAUGCUGGCGUACGGGUUACUGGACGCGUUGUUGUCGUUGUCGUCGUCGUCGUCGCCGUCGGCGUCGGCAGUAGUAGCAGACACUCAGUUUUCGGCGAGAAGAGUAACAGGAGCACGACAGGAGUCCGGGGCGCCGGGCUCCAGGCUGCCGGGGCUGCCGUCAGCCGCAGCAGCAGCAGGAGGAGCCACUGGCGCGCGCGCUCAGCAGAGAGCGAGAACGAGACGAGCAGCGGCCUACUAACCCGACCUUGGGCUCCGCUAGACCAGGUGCAACAGCGAUAAAAUGUGAGCGAGGACUGCGAGGCAAAUGCCCAGCAAGGCUUGGUCUCGUCACAAGUGGCCUCCCCAAUUCCCUCUAGAUGUCUUGUGGAUGCCGCGCUCCGCUAUGAGGCCGGUCGAGAGCGAUGCGCCGUCCGACUGCAUCCUGGUGGUCGGCGUCUCUCGGCCGAAGAUCGCCGCCGCGUUCCUCACGGUCGCCUUGCUCUCGCUCUUCCUCACCUUCCACAUUCUCUACGACAGCGCGGUCUACAGUCUGCGGGCGGCCGCAGUGGUCAACGGCCCUGGGCCAGCGCCGCCGCCUGACCUUCUGCUCGACGUUCCCUCCAAUCCCGUCCCGCUCCAGCCCUCCUCGCCCGUGCCCCCACCGCUGCCCAGCAGCAAGGCCCACUUCCCGCGCACCAGUCGCCAGUUGCCCCAGGCCAUCAUCAUCGGGGUGCGCAAGUGCGGCACCCGCGCCCUCCUCGAGAUGCUCUUCCUGCAUCCGCAGAUCCAGAAGGCCGCCGGCGAGGUGCACUUCUUCGACCGGGACGAGAACUUCGAGAAGGGCUUCGAAUGGUACAGGAAAAAGAUGCCCUACUCGUUCAAGGGGCAGGUCACGAUAGAGAAAAGUCCGAGCUACUUCGUCACGCCGGAGGUGCCGGAGCGCAUCUAUUCGAUGAACUCGAGUGUGCGUCUCCUGCUGAUAGUCCGCGAGCCGGUGACGCGCGCGAUUUCGGACUACGCUCAACUGCGUAGUCACGCGGCCACUGCAUCCUCGCCCAUUCAGACCAACAGCGUUCAGCUCAACAACCACACCUUUAUCAACUCCUACAGCGUCCAACAGCAGCAGCAGCAGCAACAACAGCAGCGCAGCUUCGAGGAACUUGUCCUUCGACCGGACGGUUCCAUCAACGAGUCUUACCGGCCAAUCGCCAUCAGUAUCUACCACAUGCACAUGUACCGCUGGCUGGAGGUGUUCAAUCGACGGCAGAUCCUCGUCGUCAACGGCGAUCAGUUGAUCGACGACCCGGUACCUCAACUCAAGCGCAUCGAGAGCUUUCUCAGGUUGGAGCCCCACAUAGGUCGACACAACUUCUACUUCAACCGGACCAAGGGCUUCUACUGCAUGCGCAACGACACCGAGGAGAAGUGCCUAAGGGAGAGUAAGGGCCGCAGGCAUCCGCGCGUCAACCCUAUGGUCGUCGGCAAAUUGCGUAAGUUCUUCAACGCGCACAACCAGCGCUUUUACGAGCUCGUCGGCGAGGACCUCGGUUGGCCCGAGGAAUGAGUCUCUUCUUCUGCGAUUAUAACCGUCUAGUAAUCUUGCUGAUGCAUUCAUUCUUUUUCUCCUCUAACUGUCUGUUCGUGUCUACUUUUCCAGUCCCUCUACUCCUGUACACAUCUCUCUGUCUCUGUCCGUACUUUGACUAUAUAUAUAUAAAGGCAUAUAACAGCGA
Molecule: messenger RNA, 2237 nt
Organism: Nasonia vitripennis (jewel wasp)
Lineage: Eukaryota; Metazoa; Arthropoda; Insecta; Hymenoptera; Pteromalidae
Gene: Hs3st-A
Product: heparan sulfate glucosamine 3-O-sulfotransferase 1
Exons: 4
Coding region: 830-2068 (412 amino acids)
Molecular function (GO): [heparan sulfate]-glucosamine 3-sulfotransferase activity
Source: RefSeq, a predicted model, not a curated record